Fragaria vesca subsp. vesca is the source of this 3094-nucleotide messenger RNA. Its product is annotated as probably inactive leucine-rich repeat receptor-like protein kinase At3g28040-like. Lineage: Eukaryota; Viridiplantae; Streptophyta; Magnoliopsida; Rosales; Rosaceae. The record is from RefSeq and is a predicted model, not a curated record. The transcript has 2 exons. Gene Ontology annotation, molecular function: ATP binding; protein kinase activity; protein binding. Bases 1 to 2871 code for a protein of 956 amino acids. Gene Ontology annotation, biological process: protein phosphorylation.
AUGUCACUCAUCAAUAAGCUAGUGUUUCUUCUGCUACUCUGCCUGCCUGUACUAGUGGUUUCCUUAAACCCUGUUUUCAACGACGACGUUUUGGGGCUGAUCGUGUUCAAGGCCGGGUUGCUGGACCCGGAGGCCAAGCUCAGUUCGUGGAACGAAGAGGAUGACACUCCUUGUCAUUGGGUCGGUGUCAAAUGCGAUGUGAGAAGUAACAGAGUCUCUGAGCUUGCUCUGGAUGGGUUUGGUCUAUCCGGGCAUGUGAACCGUGGCCUUUUGAGGCUGCAGGUCAUUCAAAGACUCUCACUUUCUAAUAACAACUUCACUGGGUCUAUAAACCCUGAUCUGGCUCACAUUGGGACUUUGCAAGUCAUUGAUUUGAGCCAGAAUAGCCUUUCCGGGUCGAUCCCUGAUGAGUUUUUUCAACAAUGUGGGUCACUGAGAGUUGUUUCGUUUGCAAAGAACAAGCUAUCUGGGAGAAUUCCGGAGUCUUUGAGCUUCUGCUCAGCUUUGGUGGCGGUGAACUUCUCGUCGAAUCAGCUUUCCGGGAGUUUACCAUCCGGGAUAUGGUAUUUGAGGGGGCUUCAGGAGCUGGACUUGUCAGGGAACUUGCUGGAGGGUGAAGUUCAUGAAGGUAUUGGUUAUUUGUAUGAUUUGAGAGUAGUUAACUUGGGGAAGAAUCGGUUUUCGGGGUGGCUUCCCGGGGAUGUUGGAGGCUGUUCUCAUUUGAAGUUGCUUGAUUUUAGUGAUAAUUUGUUUUCUGGGGGGAUUCCUGAGUCGAUUAAGAGACUUGGUUUGUGUAGGUCAUUGAGUUUGAAGGGAAACUCUCUUACAGGUCAAGUUCCAGCUUGGAUUGGUGAGUUGAGAAGCCUUGGGAUGUUAGAUUUAUCUUGUAAUAACUUUUCUGGUGGAAUUCCUGGUUCAUUAGGAAAUCUAAAGCUACUUGAGAAGUUGAAUUUGUCAGUGAAUGAAUUCACUGGGAGCUUGCCAGAGUCACUGACAAAUUGCUUCAACCUUUUAGCUCUAGAUGUUAGCCGAAAUCAGUUGGUAGGUAAACUUCCUUCAUGGAUUUUGAAGCUUGGUGUAGGACAUGGAAAGCUCGAGUACAAUCCAUUGAAACCAAUUGCUGCCUCUCAUGGAGGUCUUCAGGUGUUGGAUUUGUCUUCCAAUGCAUUUUCCGAUGUGCUUCCAUCUGAUAUCGGGGUUCUUAGUAGUUUGCAGUUCUUGAAUGUGUCACGGAACCAGCUUCUUGGUUCUAUUCCUGCAAGUAUAGGUAAUUUGAAGACAGCAUAUGUUCUGGACUUGAGCGACAAUAGGCUGAAUGGAAGCAUUCCUUCUGAAAUUGGAGGAGCAGUCUCACUCAAGGAGCUAAGGCUGCAUAAGAACUUUCUAACUGGGAAGUUACCAUCUCAGAUUGAGAAGUGCUCAUCUCUAUCAUCUCUGUUGCUAUCCCAGAACAAUCUUUCUGGCCCUGUUCCUGUAGCCAUUGCAAACCUUACCAAUCUUCAAUACGUCGACUUGUCUUUAAACCAGUUCUCUGGAAGCUUGCCUAAAGAGUUGACUAAUCUUUCCCACCUCCUCUACUUCAAUGUCUCCUACAAUCACCUUCAGGGUGAGUUACCAGUGGGGGGCUUCUUCAAUACAAUCUCACCCUCAUCUAUCUCAGGCAAUCCGUCCCUAUGUGGUUCUGUUCUUAAUCUUUCAUGCCCUGCUGUUCACCCCAAACCCAUUGUCCUAAACCCAAAUUCUAAUAGCACUGGUGGUGGCUCUUCCUCUCUAACUCAUGGUCACAAGAAUGUAUUCAGCAUAUCUGCCCUCAUUGCCAUAGGUGCUGCUGCAUUCAUUGCAAUUGGUGUUAUAGCUAUUACUGUCCUCAAUAUGCAUGUGCGGUCUUCAAUGACACAUUCUGCUCCUCUUCCGCUACCUGGUGGGGAAGAUUUCAGCUGUUCCCCGAGUACUGAUUCAAAGUAUGGCAAGCUUGUUAUGUUUUCUGGUGAUGCUGACUUUGCUGCUGGGGCACAAGCCUUGCUCAACAAGGACUGUGAGCUUGGUCGUGGUGGCUUUGGAGUCGUGUACAGAACAGUCCUCAGAGAUGGGCGUUCAGUUGCAAUAAAAAAGUUAACAGUCUCAAGUUUGAUCAAGUCCCAGGAAGAUUUUGAGAGGGAAGUAAAAGGACUUGGAAAGAUAAGGCACCAUAAUCUUGUGACACUUGAAGGGUAUUACUGGACUCCUUCCUUGCAGCUGCUCAUAUAUGAAUACAUACCAUGUGGAAGUCUGUACAAGAAUCUGCAUGACGGACCUGACCAGAGUGGUCUCUCUUGGCGACAGAGGUUCAACAUAAUUCUUGGGAUGGCAAAGGGUUUGGCUCAUCUGCAUCAAAUGAACUUGAUCCACUACAACUUGAAAUCAACUAAUAUUUUGAUAGACAGCUCUGGUGAACCGAAAGUAGGAGACUCUGGUUUGGCAAGGUUGUUGCCAAUGGUAGACCGGUGCAUCUUGAGCAGCAAAAUCCAAAGUGCACUUGGGUACAUGGCCCCUGAGUUCGCUUGUCAAACGGUCAAGAUUACUGAGAAAUGUGAUGUGUAUGGGUUUGGGGUCUUGGUUUUGGAGGUGGUGACUGGAAAGCGGCCUGUGGAAUAUAUGGAAGAUGAUGUGGUGAUUCUCUGUGACAUGGUGAGGGGGGAACUUGAGGAAGGCAGGGUGGAAGAAUGUCUUGACAGAAAACUUUUGGGUAAUUAUCCAGCAGAGGAGGCCAUUCCAGUGAUCAAGCUUGGUUUGAUAUGUGCUUCACAAGUUCCAUCAAAUCGUCCCGAUAUGAGUGAAGUAGUCAACAUUUUAGAACUCAUCCAAUGCCCUUCAGAAGGCCAUGAAGAUUAGAUUAAACUCAAUAUACAGAUGCAGAAAGCGACAUAAUGUUCUGGUGAAGAUCAAUCCGGUUUUUUUCAAGUAAAAGAAAAAAAGAAUGUUGGAGGAUUUUUCUCCAUUUCUUUUCAGUCAUUUUCUUUACUAUAUUGUAUUCCUUCUUUUGUACUUCUUUAUCAAUCGAGUUCUAUAGCACUUGUAUGGUUCCGGAUUGCUUUUCACCGGUUUGAAAUGGGAC